Symbiodinium sp. CCMP2592 is the source of this 1311-nucleotide messenger RNA. Lineage: Eukaryota; Dinophyceae; Suessiales; Symbiodiniaceae. The record is from the annotation of a GenBank genome assembly.
AUGGCUGAUGGAGGGGAAGUCCUACUGAGAAGAGGGGGAGAAAGGCACAACACAACCAGGUUUGUGAAAGGUACCAAUGCAAAGAAGCCACCGAACUUCGAAGGAACAGGGGUCAUCGCCCUGUUCAAGCAUCCGCUCUCCAUCUUCAUGAUCUGCGUCCCUUUCGGCAUCUGGUCCUACUUCUUCAAGUGGGAUCCCGCCUACACGUUUUGGCUGAACUUCUUCGCAAUGCUUCCGAUGGCCAAAAUCUUGGGAGACAUCACGGAGGAGCUGGCAGCCGGCUUGAGGAACGACCUUCUCGCCGGCCUGAUCAACGCCACUUUCGGGAAUGCGGUGGAGAUGGUCAUCACGGUGCAGACGCUGCGCGGCGGCCUCUAUGCGGUGGUGAAAGCGACGCUUCUAGGCUCUGUUCUGUCAAACGUGCUGCUGGUGCUGGGGAUGUCCUUCCUCUUCGGGGGCUUAGUGAAUGUCACCGGGAAGACAGAAGAGCAAGCAAAGGUGAAGGAUGCAGAAUCCCUGGAGAAGGAAGCCACAGGAGGCUACAGCGUGGUUGCCGAGAAGGUGCAGACCUUCAAAAUCCUUGGAGCCAUGGUGAAUACCUCGAUGCUCUUGCUGUCGUGCCUUUCGUUCACUCUGGUGACGGUGUUCGGUACGAUGCUGGAAGACCAUUACAAGAUGGAUCACAGUGACCUCGAAGAGGUGAUGCUGCCAAUCUCUCGGACAUGUUCCAUCAUCAUUGUCUCUGCCUAUGUCGCGUAUAUCGUUUUCCAGCUGUUCACGCACCGUACCGUUAUGGCGGAAGGAGGCGACGGCGACGACGAGGAGGAGGAAAGUUCAAUAUCUGUGACCACAGCAGCCGUACUUCUGUUCGCAAUGACAGCAGUUGUCGCUUUCUGUUCGGAGCUACUAGUAGAUUCCAUUGAGAGCAUGACGGCGCGGGCGCACAUGGGUGAGCACUUCAUCGGAAUCAUUCUCUUGCCCAUUGUGGGCAAUGCAUGCGAGCACGCUGCCGCCGUGCGCUUUGCCAUGCAGGACAAGCCUGGUCUAUCGAUCGGGAUCGCAGUUGGCUCUUCCACGCAAAUAGCACUUUUCGUAGUCCCCUUCUCUGUCCUCGUGGGGUGGGCCAUCGACAAGCCGAUGGACUUGAACUUCGGGGCCCUCAACGUCACGGUGAUGACGCUCAGCGUCAUAGUUGUCCUUUCCAUGGUGGUGGAUGGCCAGUCCAACUGGCUGCAAGGCUACUUGCUCUGCGCAGCCUACGCCGUCAUAGCUGUUUUGUUUUGGUAUGUGCCAAACUCUACAUCCAUCUGA